AUGGCUGCGACGCGCACAGGAACCCAAACUCGAGAGAUUUUUACCACGAUGGAGUACGGGCCGGUACCUGAGAACCACGCAUGCGCACUGGCCUGGCUGGACACCCAGAAGCGGAGGUUGGGUCACCAUGUAAAUGGAAAGUGGCUGAAACCAGAGCACAGGAAUACCACGUCUUGUCAGGACCCCAUCACAGGAGAGACCUUGGCCAGUUGCCUCGAGGCACAGGCUGAAGAUGUGGCAGCAGCUGUGGAGGCAGCCAAGGUGGCCUUUAAGGACUGGAGUAGCCUCCCUGGGGCCCUCAGAGCCCAGCACCUGGCUGCAGGGCUGCGAGGCCCAGUGCUGCAACUGCAGGAACCUCUGGGCGUGCUGGCCAUCGUGUGUCCGGACGAGUGGCCCCUGCUGGCCUUUGUCUCUAUGCUGUCUACCGCCCUUGCAUACGGCAAUGCCCUGGUCAUAGUGCCCAGUGAGACCUGUCCCCUGCCUGCCCUGGAGGCCUGCCAGGUUAUAGCUACCCUGUUCCCAGCUGGCCUGGUGAACGUGGUAACAGGAGACCAUAAUCAUCUGACACGCUGCCUGGCCUUGCACCAUGAUGUCCAAGCCCUGUGGUAUUUCGGGUCUGCCCAGGGUUCCCAGUUUGUGGAGUGGGCCUCUGCGGAGAACCUCAAGUCAGUGUGGGUGAAUGGGGGCUGCCCACGGGCCUGGGAUCAGGAGGCUGAGGGAGCCAGCCCAGAGCUCCGGAUUCGGGCAGCGCGGACCAAGACCCUGUGGCUACCCAUGGGGGACUGA
Molecule: messenger RNA, 786 nt
Organism: Chrysochloris asiatica (Cape golden mole)
Lineage: Eukaryota; Metazoa; Chordata; Mammalia; Afrosoricida; Chrysochloridae
Gene: ALDH16A1
Product: aldehyde dehydrogenase 16 family, member A1
Exons: 6
Coding region: 1-786 (261 amino acids)
Molecular function (GO): oxidoreductase activity
Source: RefSeq, a predicted model, not a curated record